AUGAGCGCUUCUCGGUUCAUCAAGUGCGUGACGGUGGGGGACGGCGCCGUCGGCAAGACUUGCCUCCUCAUCUCCUACACAUCCAACACCUUCCCCACCGACUAUGUCCCAACAGUCUUCGACAACUUCAGCGCUAACGUCGUGGUUGACGGGAGCACCGUCAACCUCGGAUUAUGGGAUACUGCAGGACAAGAGGACUAUAAUAGACUACGCCCACUAAGCUACCGAGGUGCCGAUGUCUUCCUGCUCGCCUUUUCUCUUAUCAGCAAAGCAAGCUACGAGAAUGUCACUAAGAAGUGGAUCCCUGAGCUACGGCACUACGCUCCGGGUGUGCCCAUAAUUCUUGUUGGGACAAAGCUUGAUCUGCGGGAUGACGAGCAGUUUUUCGUGGAUCACCCUGGGGCUGUUCCUAUUUCCACAGCUCAGGGUGAAGAGCUGAAGAAGGUAAUUGGCGCGACGGCCUACAUCGAGUGCAGCUCAAAAACACAGCAGAAUAUCAAGGCGGUGUUUGAUGCGGCGAUCAAGGUGGUUCUCCAGCCUCCGAAGCAGAAGCGGAAGAAGAGGAAGUUGCAGAAAGGAUGCAGCAUCUUGUAA
Triticum turgidum subsp. durum (durum wheat) is the source of this 594-nucleotide messenger RNA. Lineage: Eukaryota; Viridiplantae; Streptophyta; Magnoliopsida; Poales; Poaceae. The record is from the annotation of a GenBank genome assembly.